ACAGUGAAGUGCAUUGUGGGAUUACUACUGUGACUGGAGGAGGUGGCUAACAGACCAGGCGCUAACAGGAGCAGACGCUGAUGUCAUUACUCAAGAUUCCUUGGAAUUGUGCCAAUUGUAAAGACUAAAUAGCAGUAUAUGAUGAAUUCUCCUGAGGCAGAAUCUUCAACCCACAGUGAAAGCAAUGACAAAGCUGCCCCAAGUACUUCAAAUGUGUCGGGUCAAGAAGAAAACGUACCAAAGUCAGAGAAGUCACCUCUGAAGAGGAAAUCUGCUGGGCCAAAAAAUGCAAAGACUAAGAAGCAUAAAAAGGCGAGAGUUUCCAGGUCUGCCCAGCUUGGUUACACUGUCCAUCAAGGAGAAGACAUGCUCCUCGUCAUAUCAAAUGCCUCCUCUCAGUAUGAUGGUUCUGUCUGGAAGCCACAGAAGAGGAGAAUCAAGAAGAAAACAGUUGUUAAAGGAAAGGUAAAAUCCACACAGGUUAAGAAAUUAAAGACAGUCCGUGCCAAACCGAAGCCAGCAAAUAAUCCAGUUACCAAAACAGAGGAAGACACUGCUGCUUUUGUGCCUCAAAAACCGGUGGACCACAGAUGGGGUCAAAGUCUACCAGAGGAGGUGUUAGUAAAUAUAUUUAACAUGGUGGUCAUUCAAGAUGGGGCCGUGCCAUUCUUAUGCAGAGUGGGCAGAGUGUGUCGACUGUGGAACGCUGCUGCCUCCAGUCCUGUCCUGUGGCGGAAAGUGUGUGUAAGUCACUGCUGGAUCGCAUCCGGAAAAAAACAACUACCUAAAACUGAGAAGAAAAUUAAGGAGACUUUUGACUGGCUGGCACAAAACAGAUUUUCUCAGCUGCGAGACUUCUCUCUCUGUCACUGGUCAAAGAAUGCUAAUUAUGCAGUAGAGGUUGUUUCACAGUCCUGCCCUCACCUUCGCUCCCUGAAACUCUCUUACUGCACAGGCCUGACAGCAGGAGCAUUCCAAAUCCUUGGUCAGCACAGCAGCUCACUGCAGAGCAUAAAUCUUCAGUAUUCAGAGUUUCAGGUUGAAGGACUUCUUGAGUACCUUGAAAACCAUGGACGUCAGAUCAAGCAAAUUUUGUUCACUCAUGCACUAAAGAAUGACCGACUUCUGGCUGCGUUAUCUAGGGGAUGCUGUCCCGAUUUGGAGUUGCUGGAGGUGAAUACAAAACUCGACAGUAAAAACUGUGAACUUUCCAUUUGCAUUCACGCACUGCAGACGGCAUGCCCGAAACUCAAGACCUUCCGGAUGCUGAACGUCCGACCUCUACAUAAGACGGUGCGCAGCGGUGCUGAUUCCACGUCAGGCUUUCCGUUGUUGGAGGAGCUGUGUAUUGCAACUACGUCUUACUCCUACAUGACCGACAAAGACCUGCUGGACAUUCUCUUCAGCUCCACCAGGCUGCGGGUACUGGACUUGCGAGGCUGUUCGCGAAUAACACCACCCGGUCUUGCAACAUUACCCUGUCCUGGUAGGCCUAAGUUAUAAAUGUAUACUCUUU
Solea senegalensis (Senegalese sole) is the source of this 1516-nucleotide messenger RNA. Its product is annotated as F-box/LRR-repeat protein 6-like. The transcript is spliced from 8 exons. Gene Ontology annotation, molecular function: protein binding. Lineage: Eukaryota; Metazoa; Chordata; Actinopteri; Pleuronectiformes; Soleidae. Gene Ontology annotation, cellular component: SCF ubiquitin ligase complex. Gene Ontology annotation, biological process: SCF-dependent proteasomal ubiquitin-dependent protein catabolic process. The record is from RefSeq and is a predicted model, not a curated record. Bases 139 to 1503 code for a protein of 454 amino acids.